Molecule: messenger RNA, 1381 nt
Organism: Hibiscus syriacus
Lineage: Eukaryota; Viridiplantae; Streptophyta; Magnoliopsida; Malvales; Malvaceae
Product: WAT1-related protein At2g37460-like
Exons: 6
Coding region: 88-1233 (381 amino acids)
Cellular component (GO): plasma membrane
Molecular function (GO): transmembrane transporter activity
Source: RefSeq, a predicted model, not a curated record
AAUAACUUUAAUGUUCUAUAAGUUUGAGAGCUAACUCCAAGUGUGCAUUCACAUAUCCAUAAGAUAAUAUACAAGCAGAACCAAGACAUGGGUUCUUUAGGCAAGUUCAAGCCAUAUUUUGCUGCAAUUUUUCUGCAAGUUGGUCUUGCAGGGAUGGAUAUCUUAUCUAAGGCUGCACUGAACCACGGCAUGAGCAAUUACGCGCUAGUCGUUUACCGACACGCCAUCGCCACCAUCGUUAUUGUUCCUUUCGCUGCCAUCAUUGAAAAGAAAGUGAGGCCUAAGAUGACAAUGUCAAUCUUCAUCAAAAUAAUGUUGCUCGGCUUAUUGGAGCCAGUGAUUGACCAAAACUUGUAUUAUGUGGGGAUGAAGUACACCACGGCAACUUUUGCAGCUGCCAUGUAUAACAUUCUUCCUGCCAUUACCUUCUUAAUGGCUUGGAUUUUCAGGCUUGAGAAGGUAAAGUUUAGAUCCAUCCGCAGCCAUGCUAAGGUUAUCGGCACCCUUGCAACUGUUGCAGGGGCCAUGGUGAUGACACUGAUGAAAGGACCGGUUCUGGAGUUGUUAUGGACCAAAUCGAGUAUCAAUAACCACGAAGCAGCAUCCAAAAACGGGACGGAUUUCCACCACACCGUCAAAGGCGGUCUGAUGAUCGCCGCCGGUUGCUUCAGCUACGCUUGUUUCGUGAUUCUGCAAGCUGUCACGUUGAAAACAUAUCCGGCCGAACUCUCCCUCACUGCCUGGAUAUGCCUGAUGGGCACACUCGAAGGAACCGUAGCGGCUUUGGUAAUGGAAAAGGGAAAUGCUGCAAUUUGGGCACUUAAAUGGGACACCAAGUUACUUACAGCUGCAUACAGUGGAGUUGUGUGUUCGGGACUUGCUUAUUACAUUCAAGGUGUCGUGAUGAACGACAGAGGACCGGUUUUCGUCACGGCGUUUAGUCCCCUGUGUAUGGUGAUUGUAGCAGUAAUGUCUUCUUUCAUUCUGGGUGAACAGAUGUUUCUUGGAAGAGUAAUCGGUGCUAUUAUCAUAAUCUUGGGACUAUAUUUUGUGCUAUGGGGUAAAAGCAAGGAAUACAAGUCUCAGCUGCCAUUAAUGGAGCAGCAAGUAGAAGCAAGUAAACUAGAUAAUGCCACUAACAGUGAAAAUGGCAGUUUUGAUCAUCAGGCCAUCAUGAUUGAUACAGUCGGAAGGGAAAACUCUCAAGAGAAAAGGGAUUCAAAUGUGGUUUGAUUUUUUUUCCCAUUUUCUUCAAAGGGAUUUGAUUUCCAAAAAUGUUAUCCAGAGAGGAAACCAUUGAUAAAGUAGAAAAUAAUGGGUAGUGGUUUUCUGAUUCAAGUGUAACAACGAUAUGACUUUACAAUAUAAAAUGGUAUUGAUC